This is a messenger RNA of Closterium sp. Yama58-4, 543 nucleotides long. The record is from the annotation of a GenBank genome assembly. Lineage: Eukaryota; Viridiplantae; Streptophyta; Zygnematophyceae; Desmidiales; Closteriaceae.
AUGUACAUCACUCUCUACUUCCUAGAGACCCCCUCGUUUGAGUUACGACUCUUGGCGGCCAAGACCAGUGCCCAUGCUGUAGGUGCCUCCCGUGGUACUCCUCGCACCUCUUUCUUUGAGGGGUGUGCUCCUUCCCUCCUCGCGCCCUCUGUUAUCUCUGCUGCUGCUGUUGAAUUCAUCGGUGCUGAGGAAGCCGGUGCAGCGUCUGUUCAAAGCAGGAGGCGUCAGAAGGGCAAGGGUGGUGGGGGUGGCAGCAGGGGUGGCGGUGGCAGGGGCGGUGGAGUUGGCGGUAGUGGGGGCGGUGGAGGUGGUGGUGGAGGGGGUGGUGGGGGUGGUGGGGGUGGCGGGGGUGGUGGCGACGGAGGCGGCUCGGGUGGCGGUCGUGGUGGAGCUAGCGGGGGUAGAGGUCAGGGAGCUGCGUCUGGGCAUACAACUAGUGGAGGCGGAGGUUCUGGGGGUGGACAGCAGCAGCAUUCGCGUCGGCAAGAAACCCUCUCGCCGCAGCAGCUGCGUGAGUGGGUGGUCCAGCAAGGUGGACCCUGA